UUGACAAAUUUGACGUUACUUCCUACUGGAGAAGUAUGAAUGCCAACGCUUUAUUCGUUGAAUGAGCUGUUUUUGUGUAUUGAUCUGUUUAAAGAAUCAAGGACGCAUUGGACGAUACCUUAAUUGAAGGACGUUAAUUCAAAUAAACAGUGUGAUAAAAUUGUUACUUUGAAAAUUGUGGUCGGACAAUCCGGGGUGCAGAAAUCAACAUUACAGAUAACUUAAACCAAAGAUAGGCGCAACACCACAGCCAUGGCUUUCGCCGGUCUAAAAAAACAAAUCAACAAAGCCAAUCAGUAUGUCACAGAAAAGAUGGGAGGUGCCGAGGGCACAAAAUUGGAUUUGGACUUUGUGGAGAUGGAAAGAAAAACAGACGUCACUUGCGAGUUAGUGGAAGAGUUACAAACAAAAACGAAAGAGUUCCUGCAGCCUAACCCCACGGCUCGUGCAAAGAUGGCUGCCGUGAAGGGCAUCAGCAAACUGAGCGGGCAAGCUAAAAGCAACACCUACCCCCAGCCAGAGGGCGUGCUAGGCGACUGCAUGCUGCUCUACGGCAAGAAACUUGGGGAGGACACCGUCUUCUCAAAUUGUCUCAUCGAGAUGGGCGAGGCUCUGAAGCAAAUGGCCGACGUAAAGUAUUCACUGGAUGACAACAUCAAGCAAAACUUCUUGGAACCUCUUCACCAUUUGCAGACCAAAGAUCUUAAGGAAGUCAUGCAUCACCGAAAGAAACUACAGGGACGCCGGUUGGACUUCGACUGCAAACGGCGAAGACAGGCUAAAGGCCCCGGUAGGGCCAGCCCUUACAUGAGCCCAAGUCACAACGCACCAAGGCAGGACGAUGAAAUACGACAGGCGGAGGAAAAGUUCGCCGAGUCCCUACAGCUGGCCCAGAUCGGCAUGUUCAACCUUCUCGAUAAUGACGUGGAGCAGGUCGCACAGCUCACGUUCUUCGCAGAGAGCCUACUCGAGUACCACCAGCAAUGCACGGAGAUCCUCAAAGGACUCGUAUCUACGCUUAUGGAAAAGAAAGAGGAAGCGGUGAACCGUCCCAAGAUGGAGUUCGUACCUAAGACCCUAGCAGACCUGCACAUCGAGGGCAUCCACGACUUGAACAAUGGUAGGCGGUACGGUUCCACCCAGAGUUUGUCCCGUCCCCGCCAACAUAUUCCCCCCUCCUCCUCUGUCGGCGACCUCAGCACCACUGAUCCCUUCAAGGCUUGGGAAGCACCCUCACCCGUCAGAACCCAAGUAAGGCCAGCGCCAGGGUUCAAACCGCACCCAGCCCCACGGAAUCAGUUCAAUGGAAGGGACCCCUGGACAGCGUCCCCGUUGCCGUCGCCGGUUAAGUCGCCCGCACGAACGCCCGUCGUGGCCAACAAGACGCCGUGCUGCACCGCUCUCUAUGACUUCGAGCCGGAGAACCAAGGCGAACUAGGAUUUAAGGAGAACGACGUGAUCACGCUGAUCAACAAAGUUGACGACAACUGGUUCGAGGGCUCAGUACACGGCAAGACCGGGUACUUCCCGAUCAGCUACGUUCAGGUCACCGUGCCCUUACCCAACAUGUAAGCAACAAGUCAUACCUAACCACCAACGUAUUCAUUCAUUCCCUACUGAUGUAACACAACUUUAUACUGCUGCGAACGCUACACAACGCGAGAUCUCAACACCACGAAUCUCAAGUUGAUCUAGUACCCGGCAUGGAUUACUCCGACCUUUAUAAAGGUUGUGUUACACUUCUUAUCCAUACGUUAAUAUCACGUUACGCAGUAUUACGUAGAUUUGAAUCUAUUAUAUUGUGUCAAAAGCUCAAUGGCAAGCUGUUAUAGUUAUACCUAUUUAAUUACACCGAAUCAUUUAAUGAACUCGAUGAUCAGUUCAUACCUGUCUUCCGGUGUAUGAAACAGUUUUGUCAUCUCUGUCGUAGCAGAAUUUCUUUGGUGUUCAUCGUGUUUCAAUAAUAAAUAAUCAACAUAAUGUUAUAUCAAUCUUCCAAACUUUUAAAAUAUAGUAAUGCAAUUGAAUGUUUAAAAUUUACUAUGUAGAUGUAAACAUCUAAUCUAAUCUCAAGGAGAUAAUGCUACGAAUGUUACUUUUUUAUUAUUUUUUAUUGUACCUACCUACUGUUUGCAUUUAUUGCCAAAAUAAGUAAUUAUUUAAUAUUAAAAUUAUUGUAAUAGAAAUCAUUGUAAUAUUUGUAAUCAUGUUGCCAUUUCUUCAUGACGUUCUUUAUUAUUAUUUGUAAUUAGUUUGAAAUAAAUUGCUGUUAUUUUUAUGUAUUAGGCUACUUUUUAGUUUAUAAAAUGACACGCCAAAUAUACCAACAUCAAAUUGGAGUAUUUUUGCUCAGAUUCGAAAGACGAAGAAUUAAAUUGAGUGUUGAUCAUUGAAGUAUGAAUUCCACACUUGUAGACUGUGUGUAUUGAAAGUGGGUAGUAUGUAAGUACACCACUCUAUAAUGUUGCAUUCCAAAUACAUACAGCUCAAGUUUGUCGAUGUGGAUUCGGUAAAUGAGAUUGAUAAUUUUAAGCAAAGUGAUACGUCAAUGUCAAUCGCAAUACGUUAUUGCUGAGGGCUCUCUGCCGCGAUGCAGCAAAAAUUCUGUAAAGUGAUAUUUUUAAACUAACGUUUGUAUAUUAGUUUAAUAACAUGCAUCUAUUUUUAGAUGUAUCACCCUUUGUAUAGUAUUCUCCUUUGACGUACGAUUAGUUUAUUUAGUUAAUUAUCCUUAUUUGUACCGUAAAUAGAAGGCACAGGAGCGGGAUAUUAUAGUAUUUACUAGGAUGAUUAUUAUAUAAAACUAGUUAACACAUGCGAUUAGAUUUUAUAGUUGUAUGUUCGCGGGUAAUUAUUUAACUGAAUGAAGGAAGUAUACAAUAUAACGUAUAUUAUAAAAUUAAUGUGAGAAUAUGAGGAACGGAGUCAUAAGAAUUGUUGAAUUAUUGCCAGAAAUCUUGGCGUUUCGAUGUUUGAUGUAUUAUUGGCAAGCUAUAAAACAUAAUGUAAUGUAAUUGUGAUAUAUAUAUUAUCAUGCUGUUGGUGCGGUGUCCAAUGAUUUUGUUCUAUAUUUACAUUGUAUAUAUUUUUUAAAUACCAGUGCCCUAUUUACUUUUUCGACAUUUUGCAUAAUAACUCCUUUAGUCAUUAUCUAAGCUACCUAUUUUAAUAUAUUUUAAUGUGUAUGAUUGAUACCAAAAAUAUCGAAAUUAGUAAUUCUACAUGGCCUCCAUUCAAUAGUAAUGAUAAUUGUAAUUGAAUUAUUGCACUUGAGAGCUAAGAUCUUAAAUCGUCAUAUUAUUCACUUUGUCCGAUAUUGGUGUUGCAGUAAUAUUGAACAUAAGUAAUUUAAUAAUAAAUUCAUCGCAUCAUUAUUGUCGUUAAUGGACCCCAUUGUAUCACAUUUCUGGCAUACAAAAGACAAUACCUAGAUCUAAUGUUAGUUGUAUGUAAGUUCAUAAAUAAUUGUUCUAUCUUCAAGUGUCUCUUAAUAUAAGUAUUUUGAGUAUAUAAAUAUAUUCAUCAAUGUUACGAGGAUGUCAUGUUUCAAUCUUUAAUGUACGAGGAUGCAGCGCGGACAGGCGUAACAAUGCGUCCGCCAUUGGUGGCAUGCCGCUGCGACCUUCUCACAUAAACAUACCAUGUAAUCGAAUGAAGUACGUCACUACGAUCUUAUCACUAUCCUACAGAGCGGAAUUAGACUGUUGUUGUUUUAAAUGUGUAUAAAAUUCUACUAGCUUGGAAUGUAUGAAUGUUUGAUAUGAGAGUUGUGGGCGUGUUUCUAUGUACGAUAAACUAGCCUGCUUACUGGAAACUAAGUAUAUAAAAUGACAAAUAAGCCUAAAGAUAGUAAUCAAAAUGAUGUAGGACCUAUGUGCAUUCUUCGGACACAAGGCGCCACCUUAUUACACAUCGUUGCGAAAUAAGGUGAAAUCUUUACAAAAAUGAUUUGAAAUGAAUUGAAGGUUUAGUGGCAGCUUUUAGCCUAACGUAAGGAGCUAGUUUAUCGCACAUCUAUUUUGUAGUUGUCCUAUACAGUGUUGGUUCAGUGUUGCUUCACUUGUUAUGUAUGUCGAAUCAUUGGUUUGUAUGAUAAUGCUACUUGUUGUCACACUACACUCAUGUUUAUACAAAAGGAAAUGAUUGAAGGAUAACAGAGGAUAGAUAAAGUUGUCAGACAAUUCAAACAACAAGUAACGUUAUCUUGAAGGGUGAUUUGUUAGCAUACGAAAGUAUAUUAUGUGUCAGAUAGCACUAUCAUUAUAUUGGCUCCCAAAAUAUUUUGCUAUUGAUGCGAGUACCUACGUCUGUUAUGGUGUAUUAUUCUUGUUCAUGUUACUGUAAUCUUAAAAUACUGUAAUGUCAUAGAUUUAAACUUGACGAUUUACGAGAUGUAAUGCAAAUAUUAUUGAUUUGUAUUAAAAUUUAUCCCGAAACUUAUUGCUCGUUUUCGCCUCCUAAUAAAAUGUUAACAAUUAAACACUUA
Spodoptera frugiperda (fall armyworm) is the source of this 4486-nucleotide messenger RNA. RefSeq names its product endophilin-A (gene EndoA). Gene Ontology annotation, cellular component: glutamatergic synapse; presynapse; cytoplasm. Gene Ontology annotation, molecular function: protein binding. NCBI's taxonomy places the organism in Eukaryota, Metazoa, Arthropoda, Insecta, Lepidoptera, Noctuidae. The record is from RefSeq and is a predicted model, not a curated record. The transcript is spliced from 12 exons. The coding region runs from base 253 to 1572 and encodes 439 amino acids. Gene Ontology annotation, biological process: synaptic vesicle uncoating.